CUGAGUAUUUCGUUUACGCUCAAUAAAUUCAUACCUUGUGGUAUUUAUAUAACAAACUACCCCUUCAAUCCCAGUUACUUUUACUUUUCCAGUACUAAAAAUGACGGAUAAGGCGUUUAAACUAUUACAGAAACCCGUUAUAAAAUAUAAUGCCGUACAGACAAUCAUAUAUGUGUUUUUAACUAUUUUGUCAGUGACUUUCGCGGAAUUAUUACAUACAAGAGGUAGAGGCGGGAGACUGUUAGAACCUCCAGGACGAUCCUCUUUAUGGAGGUUAAAUUCUACUUUACAACCAGUCAAGGAAUUUGACCAUCCUCUUAAUUGUGGUGGGUUUGAAACACAGUGGUUGAAAAAUAAAGGAAAAUGUGGAAUUUGUGGUGACCCAUUUGAUGGACAGCGUGAUCAUGAAAAUAGUGAAAAAUACGAUCAUAAAUUUAUUUCUCGGACGUUCAAGCAAAACAAAAUUAUUAAUGUGACUGUUGAAAUAAUUGAGAAUUUAUCAGGAUAUAUUGAAUUCCGAAUUUGUGAUAAAAAUAACGAUGACGUCAUAACAGCAGAAUGUCUAGAUAAAAAUGUUUUGGCAAUAGGAGAUACAAAAUAUGAAAAGUAUAAGGUUUGGAAUUCAGGGUACCACGUGAUACCGAUACAGCUUCCAGAGAAUUUAACAUGUGAUAAAUGUCUACUGCAGUUUCGAUACCAUACCGGUUACCGAUGGGGUUGUGAUGGUGAUGACUGCUGCUAUGGUUGUGGUCCAAUGCAGGAGGAGUUUUAUAGUUGUUCCGAUAUCAGAUUAGUGCCAGAUGAAACUCUGAAAUUUAAAACGAGGCGGGAAAAAAGUCCAGAAGAAUCACCAUACAUGUCAUGGUGGUGCCGAUCCCAGUGUUCUGAAGAAGAAUGUGAUUCAACAAUUUGUACAAAACAAGCAAAUUUACGUCAAAAGAGACAAGCAUUGAAAGAUUGUAAAGGCACGGGAUUAUGGACCGACAAUAGAGGAAUGGAUUUUUGGUGUAGGAUUAAUUGCGAUAACCCAAUACCAUAUUGUCCACCCGAGUACUGCCAAUGUGACACAGGAGACGUUGAAACAACGACAACCACUACACCGGCUCCAACGACAACGCCAGGGCGAUUGUUUGCGUACAUAAACCCAAUCCAGUCCACUGCUACUUUUGGUGAUGUACUGGUUCAGAUUCAAUGUUUUGUUACUGGUAUACCAGUGGCCGAUACAUGGUACUGGACCAGGAAACCUCUUAAUGGUGGACCAAUAACUACAAUCGUAAAAGGAACCAAUAGUGUAGAUUAUAUAGUAGACGAUUCACCGACCAGUCCAUCUCUAACCAUCCUUGGUAUAACUAAAGCUGAUGAAGCUGACUAUACAUGUUUUGCCACGAAUGCUGCUGGAACAAGUUCUAGUUCCAGCUCAAGAUUAUAUGUAAUUGGAGACUUACUAACUAUCUCAAUAGAACCAGAAAGCUUCACGAUAUUGGCGGGAGAUGCAAGUUAUAAAAUAUUGUGCAUAAUAUCCGGUUCUCCACAAGCUACGUCCUGGUACUGGACAAAAACAUCUCUAGAGGGUAAUUCAAUCAGUACGAUCGGUCAGGGAACAAAUAAUCAAAAAUAUACAGUGGAUAAUUCACCAAACUACCCACAUCUGACUAUUAAAGAAAUAACUGAAAAUGACGAAGGUGAUUAUGAAUGUCAUGCCACGAAUGCUGCUGGACAAAGUACAAGUAACAGGAAAUCCAGAUUACUAGUCACUGGAGGAUUCAACAAAGUUUUGAACAGUUCAUCAGAUCAAAACGUCGAUGAACAUCCAACUCCUUCGUAA
Mytilus trossulus (common blue mussel) is the source of this 1825-nucleotide messenger RNA. RefSeq lists its product as uncharacterized. Gene Ontology annotation, biological process: homophilic cell-cell adhesion; synapse organization. Lineage: Eukaryota; Metazoa; Mollusca; Bivalvia; Mytilida; Mytilidae. Gene Ontology annotation, molecular function: axon guidance receptor activity. Gene Ontology annotation, cellular component: plasma membrane; axon; neuronal cell body. Bases 101 to 1825 code for a protein of 574 amino acids. The transcript has 8 exons. The record is from RefSeq and is a predicted model, not a curated record.